This is a messenger RNA of Ilex paraguariensis (yerba mate), 681 nucleotides long. The record is from the annotation of a GenBank genome assembly. NCBI's taxonomy places the organism in Eukaryota, Viridiplantae, Streptophyta, Magnoliopsida, Aquifoliales, Aquifoliaceae.
AUGAGUACUUCUCCAUGCACACAUGCCUUACCUCUUUCAACCCUCUUUUUUGUUCUCAUUGCGGUGAUUCUGAUCUCGAGAUCUCAAGCUCGAACCUUAAGGCCUUUCAACAAUUCAAUUUCGGCUGUUUUUAUAUUUGGAGACUCGACGGUUGAUCCAGGAAACAAUAACUACAUAGGCACUCCUUUUAAGAGCAAUUUUCCACCCUAUGGGAGAGAUUUUGUCAAUCACACUCCAACCGGAAGGUUUUGCAAUGGGCGUCUCGUGACUGAUUUUAUCGCUUCAUACGUAGGUGUCAAAGACUAUGUACCACCAUAUUUGGACCCAACGCUUAGCAUCGAGGAGCUGAUGACUGGAGUUAGUUUUGCCUCAGCUGGCUCUGGGUUCGACCCAUUGACACCGAUGAUUGGCGGUGUAAUUCCAAUGUCUGAGCAACUGGAAUACUUCAGAGAGUAUAAAAGCAAACUGGAGCUAGCUAUUGGAAAGAGAGGAACCAAAAACCUCAUUAACAAGGCUGGGUUCAUUGUUAGCGCCGGUACAAACGAUUUUGUGGUCAAUUAUUUUGGCACACCGAUUCGUCGGCAAAGCUACACUGUCUCUGGCUACCAGCAAUUUUUGAUGCAACAUGUCCAACAGUUCAUACAGGUCUGUCCCCUAUUACUGUCUUUAUCAAAGAGAUAA